GUGCGUACUACUACAUCCGGCACACCACCAUCGAGACCUUCUCGCGCUGCGUCAACGAGAACACCAAGCGCAAGGGCCUUUUGGACAUCCUCUGCGCUGCCUCCGAGUUCGACGCGGUGCCCGUGCGCUCGGGCGAAGAGGCCACGCUGUAUGGCUUGGCGCAGCAGCUCGGCAUGAAGGUCGACAAGGACAAGCUGAACGACCCUCACACCAAGGCACAGCUCCUGCUGAACGCUCACUUCACACGCAGCCCGAUCACCACAGAUCUGUCUUCGGACCAGAAGUUCAUCCUGGAACACUCCGUGCGGCUGCUCCAGGGCUUGGUGGACGUGAUCUCCUCGUGCGGCUGGCUGACGCCGGCUCUAUCGGCGAUGGAGCUGUCACAGAUGGUGGUGCAGGCCACAACUUCGACCUCAAGCCCGCUGAUGCAGCUGCCUCACUUCACCCCCGCCAUGGUGGACAAGGCAAAGAAGAUGAAGGUCGAGGACAUCUUCGAUGUCAUGGGCAUGGACGAUGGCCCGCGCGAGAAGCUGCUCGACGGUCUGUCCCAGUCGCAGCUCGCAGAUGUUGCCCGCGCGUGCAACCGCUUCCCCGGCAUCGCCCUGGAGUACAAGGUCCAGAACUCUGACGCGCUCUCGGCAGGUGGCAGCGCGAAGAUUGCA
Symbiodinium pilosum is the source of this 662-nucleotide messenger RNA. Lineage: Eukaryota; Dinophyceae; Suessiales; Symbiodiniaceae. The record is from the annotation of a GenBank genome assembly.